Drosophila eugracilis is the source of this 2552-nucleotide messenger RNA. Its product is annotated as glycerophosphocholine phosphodiesterase GPCPD1. Gene Ontology annotation, biological process: glycerophospholipid catabolic process. Gene Ontology annotation, molecular function: glycerophosphocholine phosphodiesterase activity; starch binding. The transcript has a single exon. The coding region runs from base 157 to 2244 and encodes 695 amino acids. NCBI's taxonomy places the organism in Eukaryota, Metazoa, Arthropoda, Insecta, Diptera, Drosophilidae. The record is from RefSeq and is a predicted model, not a curated record.
GUCAAGUUGCGUCCGCAUCCGAUCGAAGCCGUGUUCAUCGUUUUAGUUUUCGUUUUCGUCUCGGAUUUUGGGGCUAUUUCGAUUUAUUUUGGCCGAAAGAGAAAACUUGUUUCGGUGGCGCGAAGAUGGUGAUGUUGCUGUGUGGAAUGAGGAAAAAUGUAUCGAACUCGCGUGUGGUUGAAUGUGUUAAAAUCAAUUAGCAUACCCCAUGGGUUGCUGCUGUUGCAGCUUCUGCCGUGGUGCGCGGCCUUUGUGAAUGAAUCGUCUGUUUUCGGGCCAGAGAAGCUGCAAGCCUUCAAGAUCUUCGACGAUGAGCAACCCAGCCAGAUAUCGGGCCGCAGCUUCAUCUGUGUUCCGCUAUUUCGGGUCUUCACUCUGGAGCUGGGGCAUAAUAUUCGAUUGGCUCCCGAUGAAUAUGUGGCUGUUAGUGGGGAUCACCCGGCUCUGGGUUUAUGGCAACUCGAGAAGGCUCUGCCCCUCAAGGUGCAGGAUAAAGCGCGUUCUAAGUGGUAUUUGAGGGUGUGGAUAUGCGCCAGUCAGAGAUUCUACUACCGAUACUUGAUUUACUCGAAGAAUGGCCAAGGAAAGCGAAUUCUGAGGAGCUGGGAGGGUCAGAGAGUGGCCAGAAUGCUGCAGACCUAUGAGAUCUACCGUUCCCCAGGCGUGGACAUUUUCGGAGAGGCCUAUCCCAUUUCAGUGGGCGGGGGCUUCUACCUGGAACGUGGUUGGUUGCAGUAUGAGUACGUCAUAGAACUCAAGUUCGUCUGGCAGGAUCACCUUGUUAUGUCUGGGAUGUCCAAAAAUGCCAAGUACCGCUUGAUCUUGACUCCGCUGAAUGUGAUAGAUGACACACGCAUUGAAGUGUCCAGAUAUGCCUACAAUCAGUCAUCUUUCAGACCUCAAAACCAACGCGGAGUGCGGUACAGUCAAGGCACCAUUGUUGUCUUCCGCAUCUAUCAACCCUUGGACACCUACAAUGCCCUCCGUUUGUCUAUAUAUCAGGGAUUGAGAGAUGUCCAGUUAUCUGUGGGAGAGGCUUACAUAUUUCCAGAUCAGAUCAAGGGAAGUCGUGGCAUCUUACAAGUCCCCGUCUUUGCCAGUUUACGGAAUGUAGCAGUUGGAGAGCUAACACUGCCCUACUUGGUGGUUCAACCCAUGCCAAAAGUGGAGGCGGGAAACCUGAGAGCAAGUUUCCAUCACUACUGGCCGGAUAAUUGGCCCACUUUGGAUGUCGGAUAUCGUGGCUUGGGAGCGAGUUAUUUUCAAUCCUCAACUAGUUUUACGGAAAACACGAUUGAAAGUUUUCUGGAAGUGCAGAAGGCCAAAGGAGAUAUGGUCCAACUGGAUGUACAGCUGACCAAGGAUUAUGUUCCCAUUGUCUGGCACGGUUUCGGAUUUUAUACCUCUGACGGAGAUCGAUCUAUAAGGGAUCGUUUUGAUUUACGAUAUGUACUGAUCAGAGAACUGACCUACUCCGAACUCAAAGCCAGUCGUGUGUUUAUCCUUAAACGAUGGACUCUCCAGGAAUACACCCAUCUUAACGUUAAGGAUGUGAAUCAGCAUCAACGAAUUUUCCCCAAGCUCUCAGAGGUUUACGAAGCGCUACCCAAGACAUUGGGACUUCUGGUGGAGAUCAAGUGGCCACAGAUAAUGGCUUCUGGAGUGACGGAAUCCACACAGAGUCUGAAUAAAAACAACUAUGUGGAUACAAUUUUACAGACCACAAUUCAUUAUGGGUGUGGGCGUCCCUUAAUCUUUGCAAGCUUCGAUGCCGACAUAUGCACCAUGAUCAGACUUAAGCAGCAUGUCUUUCCCGUGAUCUUAAUGAGUAUUGGGAGGUCUCACAUCUGGGAUCCUUAUAUGGAUCUGAGGGCCCAGAGUUUCCAGCAGGCCAUUAACUUUGCUCAGUCUGCUGAGAUUUUGGGAACAGCUCUGCAUGUAGAGAACUUUCAGAACAAGCAUCACUUAGUCAAAUCUUCCCUGGAUCUGGAUCAAGUUCUGUUUCUGUGGGGUAACGAUCUGCAGGAUGAACAUCUUCUAGAGCAAUUUCGAGCUUUGGAUGUAACUGGUCUUAUUUACGACCAGAUGGACCGAGUGGGUCCCUCCAGCUGGAAGCGGUCCGAGUUUUUCCGGGCCCCACAACUUAUGGAAGUAUUUGGCGCUCAGUGCGUGAUCAGUGGAAAUUCAACGAGUAUUCCGGGAAUAAAGCCAGCUAAGCCGACUAUAUGGCCAAAGUUGAGAUAGUUGAUGGGUAAGAAUAGGAAAUAUUGUUAAUACUUUUAGCAAAAUAUCACACAACAAAUUUGUAGAAGGAAACAUUGGAAAAUGUAGUAAAUUUAUAGGAAAAUAUUUUAGUUCCAGGUUGUUACUUUGGAGAUAUCCAAAGCUUUAAAUUAAGAGCGGAUUAUAGAAACAAGAUGGCUAAUAAUAUUAAAAGCCUAAAGAGUAAAAAAAACAGUCAAAAAAACCAAAUUUAGUUUCAUAAAAAUUACAAAUUAACAUAUUUCAGAAUUUUUUAUAAUAUUUUAUCAAGUUGUAAGUUAUUUAUUCCA